Molecule: messenger RNA, 3015 nt
Organism: Gadus macrocephalus (Pacific cod)
Lineage: Eukaryota; Metazoa; Chordata; Actinopteri; Gadiformes; Gadidae
Exons: 7
Coding region: 129-1025 (298 amino acids)
Biological process (GO): homophilic cell-cell adhesion
Cellular component (GO): cell-cell junction
Molecular function (GO): ionotropic glutamate receptor binding
Source: RefSeq, a predicted model, not a curated record
GGAGGAAUGGCAGAGUGGGAGCGUGGUUGGUGGCAUCGCUCAAUACAUUACUUCUGCAUGCUUGGUUCUGCAGUUCAAAUUGUACAUCCGUCCACACAUGGAAGCAGAGGACUCAUUUUUCCCCAGCCAUGGGCUGCUAUGGAGGAUGGUUAUUACGAACCGUGUGCCUGUGCUUUAUCCCCCUUGGCAACACGGCGGUGAAGGUGAGCAUCAGUGACCCCAGCAUGGAGGUAGUCCAGGGGGACUUUGUGCUGCUGCCCUGCUCCUUCACCACCACCACACCCCUGACCCGACUCAACAUCAUCUGGACCCUGACCCCCUUCUCCAGCCCGAUGACCCCCAUACAGGUGAUCGUCUACGACCACGGUCAGGUGAUUGAGGACCCCUCCCUCCUUGGACGAGUGGGCUUUACAGGCAUCCCCUGGAAGGCAGACAUCUUCCUGAACAACACGCGGGGGUCUGACGCUGGGGUGUACCACUGUGUGGUCAACAACCCCCCGGAGACCGGAGAGCAGGGGAUAGAGGAGCUGGUCCUGGAUGUGCUGGUGCCCCCGUCCCUGCCCGUGUGCCAGUGGGAGGGGGUGGUGGAGGUGGGGGGCAGGGUGACCCUGUCCUGCAGCGUGGCGGGGGGCCGCCCCACCCCAGAGCUCCAGUGGCACAAGAUGGAGCCCGAGCGGAUCACGCUGCCCAUCAACAUGGACGGAGACAUGUCCGGCUGGGUGCAGAUCGCCAACGUCUCCUCCCAGACGUCCGGUCUGUACCGCUGCUCCGCCUCCAACAAGCUGCACACACAGAGCUGCUACAUCAACCUGUCCGUCUACACCCCUGCGCCCGCCGCUUCCACGGGCAUCCUGCAGGGGGUGCUGCUGAGCCUGUCCAUGAGCCUGCUGCUGACGGCGCUAGUGCUGCUGCUGGCCUGGCUCCGCCGCAGUGGGCAGGACGGCCGGAGGAGAGGGGCCUCGGAGGAGUCCUGUUACAACGAGAUACGAUACACACCCUCUCUGAUGAAGCGCUCGUUUGUCUGAUAAGUAACUAGAGAAAGAUCUCCGUUAAGAGAUGUAUAUAUUCUUUUUUUUUUAACUGCGAAUGCGUUUAGCCCCUACCCUAUUGGUCUUCUGCUUUGCUGAAUUGGGGGACUUUAGAUUACUGUUUGUCCGCUGUUUAAGUUCCUUCAGGUCAAAUAAUAAUAAAAAAAAAAACACCUGGGUCAGAAGGCCUUAUGAUUCAUGUUCUUUCUAAUGAGCUAAUAUGAAAGUAAACAUACCUAUAGUUAUUUAAUCAAUUAGAUCAGAUAUUGUUCAGAUAUAAAUUUUUGCCCUGUAGAAUGGUAAUUGGAAAAAUAAAAAUAAAAGCACUCGGGAGCUUCUCAUUUGAAAACAAAAGACACAAAAGCUUUAAUUUAAAGAGAAGUGUGAAAUAAGACAAAAAAUAUGUACAGAACAUUGAUUAACUUAAAUAAAAAAUACCUUUUCCCCUCCUUGUAAAACUAAAGUAUAAAAUAAUGUCGGAUGGAAGGACAGUUGUGCAAAAAAAAGUUAUGAAUUGAUUCUUUGAAAAUUACUGAUAGGAAACUCAAUUUCAGUGAGCUCUUUGCUCAGUCAAAUCUCCACCAAGCCUCAACAAAAACAGCAUUCAUGUAAAAAAAGAAAAGAAAAUCCAAACAUUAUAAAAUAGAUUUGUAUAUCUUAAAUAUAUAUGGAAUUUAUAUACGAAACAUGCUGCUCAGAAACCGCAUGUACAGAGACUGAAAGGAAUCUACAUCAUCCCUUUUGAUUGACACCUGGGUCCGCCCAAUUAGCUGUGCCUUGCUCUAGUGUGUUUGAUUGGGAUUGGUGGAAUGACGCCGACCUGUUCAAGAUGGAGUAGCCCUCAGUGUGCUUAGCAGUUAUACUUUACACUCUUUACCGGCUGAACAAGAGAUCCGUUUUAAACAUUCAAGGUUCUAAGCAAAGCCCAGAAAUGUCCUUAAAGAGAGAAAGGAAAAAAAGCAGUUCAAAGUGAUUCAGUAUAUCUACCCAAAAGCUGAAGUAAACACAUAAUUCAUAGAUACUAAUACCUGGGACUUUACCAUAACCCAAUUAAUGCGUGACUGUGCUACAAAUUAUGCUUCUUCUAUUCCUCUUUUUCCUGUAUUUUUUAACAUUACCGCAUAUAACAAAAAGAAAGAGUAAAAAGAGGUUAUCCCCGGUGGAAACCCUGAGAAUGCUUUUCCUGUGGUUCACCCAUUACAUUGUGUGAUAAUAACCGUGUAGAAGGCUGUCCUCUGGUAAAUAGGCCUGUAUGGAUCACAACACUGCACCAAGUCAUUCACAGCUUUCACUCAGCCACAUAGGGUGGGAGGAGAGCAACAGAUGUCAAGAGUGCCAGCUUCUGUUCCACACGUCAUCUACCACAGACCGCUGGGCCCCAGACACCAGAACCCCUGGGAUAUCAGAACAAGAACCCAUGGAACUCUCAAAUCAGAAGUAAUUGGAUGCCUGGAAUCGGAACCCGUACGAUUCUUCAAACAGAAAUCCAAGGAAUCAGAACACCUGGGUAGUCUUCAAAUCAGAACUCCUGCGAUUAUUCAAAUCAGAACACCUAUGAUUUUCAAAACAUAACUCCUUGGAUUACCAAAAUCACCACUCCUUUGAUUCUUCAGAGCUCUUUGGAUUGGGGAAAUAUAGGAACACCUUGGAUUCUUCCAAUCAGAACUCCUAGGAUUCCUGCCAUCAGAACGCCAAGGGGGUUCCUGGAAUCAGACCUCCUCUAAUGUGUUGAUAACAGUAGUGAAGAUUGAGUAGGAACAAGAUCGACCUCAGGUGACUCCCAGGGAACACUUCCGAAAUCAUACUUCAGAAAACCGUUGCCGAGAGGACCAAAAUGACACCAAACAAGAGUGUGUGCGAGUGUGAGAAGGGAGUCAUAACAGGAAGAAUCCGAUCCCCAGACUCAAAAGAUCAGCAGCAAAACCCUUGUAUCCAUUCACAACAUACCCUUGACACAAACAUUGCUCAAAUAAAUAUUCCACCUUUA